AUGGCUGCCGCUCGCGAUGAUCUCCGGAGCUCGAUGGACGUCGACAUGAACGACCCCCGCCUAGGCUCGCCCUCCGCCGCCACCAACGGCGCCAAUGGCACACAUACUGAGAAGAGUCCAACCCCGCCCCCUCACCGGGCCAAUGGGAGCACCGCCGACGCCGACUCCUUCAAGCUGGCCGGCAACAAGUUCUUCAAGGAUGGAAACUACACCCGCGCCAUCGAGGAAUUCAACAAGGCCCUCGAGAUCUGCCCGGAUUCGUCCGUCUACCUGUCCAACCGGGCAGCUGCAUACAUGGCGGCCAACAAAUACCUGGCCGCCCUGGAGGACUGCGAACGCGCCCGCGUGCUCGACCCCACCAACACUAAGAUCAUGUACCGCCAGGCCCGCAUCCUGACCAGUCUGGGCCGUCCCACUGACGCCCUCGAUGUGCUGACCCGUAUCGAGCCCCCGGCCUCCGCCACGGACCGUGCGGCCGCCGAGAAGAUGCUCCGUUUCGUCUCCCAGGCGGAGGAGGCCCUCUCCCAGGACCGCGGAGUCUCGAUGGUGCUUUUCUGCCUGGACCAGGCCCGUCAGCUCCUCGGCCAAGGAGUCAAGGAGCCCCGCAAGUGGACGCUGAUGGCCGCGGAGGCGCAGUUGAAGAUGGGCAACGACAACUCGUUUGGCAAGGCCCAGGACAUCGCCAUCGGUAUGCUCCGGGAGAACAGCCAGGACCCUGAUGCGCUGAUGAUCCGUGCCCGGGCGUUUUACGGCAUGGGCGACACGGACCAGGCGCUGAAGCUGCUGAAGAUGUGCCUGGGGCUGGAUCCCGACAUGAAGGUGGCGAUCAAGCUGCUGCGGACGGUGCAGAAGUUGGUGCGCACCAAGGAAGAGGGCAACACGGCGUUCAAGGCCAAGGACUACCGGCGGGCGAUUGAGCUGUGGUCGGAGGCGCUGACGGUGGAUCCGAAGAAUAAGGACAUGAACGCCAAGAUCCUGCAAAACCGGGCGCAAGCCUACAUUAACCUCAAGGAGUUCGACAGCGCGGUGGCGGACUGCACCGAGGCCCUGCGGCUGGACCCUGGGUACGUCAAGGCGCAGAAGAUGCGGGCCAAGGCGUACGGCGGCGCGGGCAACUGGGAGGAAGCCGUGCGCGAGUACAAGGCGGUGGCUGAGACGAACCCGGCUGAGAAGGGCAUCCAGGAAGAGAUCCGGCGGGCAGAGUUUGAGCUGAAGAAGGCACAGCGCAAGGACUACUACAAGAUUCUUGGGGUGUCGAAGGAGGCGUCGGAGCAGGAGAUCAAGAAGGCGUACCGCAAGCUGGCCAUUGUGUACCACCCGGACAAGAACCGGGACGGCGAGGCGGGCGACGAGAAGUUCAAGGAGAUUGGCGAGGCAUACGAGACGCUGAUCGAUCCUCAGAAACGCGCUGCCUACGACAACGGCGACGACCUGAUGGACCCGGCCGACAUGUUCUCGCGCGGAGGAGGCUUCGGCGGCAUGGGUGGCAUGGGUGGUAUGGGAGGAAUGGGCGGAAUGGGUGGUAUGGGCGGCAUGGGGGGUAUGGGAGGCACCCAUAUCAACAUCGACCCCAGCGUGCUCUUCAACAUGAUGAACGGCGGCGGCGGCUUUGCGCAUGCAGGAGGUCAGCGUGGCGGUGGAUUCCCCGGUGGAUUCCCCUUCUAG
Aspergillus sclerotioniger CBS 115572 is the source of this 1665-nucleotide messenger RNA. Its product is annotated as DnaJ and TPR domain protein. Gene Ontology annotation, molecular function: protein binding. Lineage: Eukaryota; Fungi; Ascomycota; Eurotiomycetes; Eurotiales; Aspergillaceae. The record is from RefSeq and is a predicted model, not a curated record. The transcript is spliced from 3 exons. Bases 1 to 1665 code for a protein of 554 amino acids.